This is a messenger RNA of Psylliodes chrysocephalus, 2839 nucleotides long. The record is from the annotation of a GenBank genome assembly. NCBI's taxonomy places the organism in Eukaryota, Metazoa, Arthropoda, Insecta, Coleoptera, Chrysomelidae.
UUUUCAGCGCGAAUAGAUGGUCGUAUUGUUAUUAUGUCAGAGCUGUUUGAAUUUUGAAAUCAAAAUAAUCUUAUCGGUGUUUUAUUUAUUACUAUCUUUGCUUUUACCGGUUAUCCAUCAUAGAUGUUUGAAAAUUUUCGUUGCCAUGGAAUUGUGGAAGCGCACAGUGAUUUUUGCGGUACUCAUUUUCGAAAGUGCAGGAGUAUUUUCGGAAGAAAAUAAACAAUCAACUACAACUACACCUGUAGACAAAACCAAAGCCAAUAUUACAACAGAGAAAUUCAUAACCAAAACAGAGAAUGACCCUAUCAAAAAAGAAUCAAUUAAUACUACUCCAAAAACCACAAGUACAACUGAACAAAACCAUAACACAACAAAUGAAAAAGAAGAAACUGAAGAUAUAGGCGGUUUAAUCUUCUUGCCAACAGAAGAUGGUAAUAAUUUGGUUUAUACUUUAGAAAAAUCUAAUGAUACUAAAGUCACAGAGAAUACCACAGGAUCAAAAUUAUACGAUACAAUUAUAGAUAAAAUAUAUUUGUUUGACCAAUUUUAUGGCAAUGUUAAUGGUACUAAAUCUGAGAUAAAGCCAGUUGGGAUAGUACCAGGAAAGUUGGCCGCCAUAUUGGCUGCGGUGUUCUUGAUUAUCUCCAUAAUAGGAUACAUAAUUAUGCUGUCCUGGAGAAGGUAUCUGGAGAAUCGCUAUGGAAAUCGGGAUUUGCUUGUUGAGAACGAUUACUGUGAAAAAAUGAGCAAUUUGGAACAGUUUUCGAUGUCGAUUCGGACGAACCACGACAAAUGUCUUUCAUAAAAAAUGAAAUUUAUUUUGGUUAGGAUCAUAUAGAAAAGGCUUCAAUCGCUACAUCAAACCAAAGAGCAUAACAAUAAUUACACCUUGGUAAAGUUUGUUGAACUUCGUCAAGAUAAGAGCAUACCAUCUCCUAUUAGUGUUAAUGUACUAUUUGUAAUUGUUUUCUUUCAAUAUCAUUCAAUGUAUAUAUUUAGUUGCAUCGCGUUUCAGGUUAAUUUAUUUAGUUUUCUAAUUACUUAUAGCUAUAUUAAUAGAUUUUUAGUCGUGUUUUUCUUUUUCUUCUUCUUAUAAAUUGUGAUUGAGUUUUAUAUUGAAAAAUACAAUGUGGAUUUCGCUUAACUCAGAGCAAUACAGGAUGUUUCAAAAGUUGAGUCUAUAUUUUAAAUGUCUUUAUUUUGAUAGAGACAAACCAGAUUUGAUGAUCCAGAAUAACGUAAGAAAUAGAAAAUUAAUUUCUUACUAUUUUGGGUAUGUACCUGUGCCUAGAUGAAGGAGUCGCAUUUCCUCAUUACCGGUCCACUAAUAAUAAAUUCGUUAUUUUCAUAAUUGAGAGAGAUUCACAAAUAAAGUUUUUAGAAGAAGAAAAAAUGCUAAGAUGCACUGCAAACCAUGUAAAUCCUUAAAUGAUAAUUACCAAACGAAGCAGCUCCGUACUUAAAACUUAAAAAGUCACAUCUCUCCAAUUUUUGUUUUAUGAAAAUCUGUCUUUAAAAAAAGUCAACUUAUGAAACAUCCUGUAUCUAGUGAAUCAUUAGAAGCUGUACAUACUACUACCAUCUAACUACGAGGAUGGUUGUGGCUGGAUGAGAGGUGGCAACCAAUUUUUUAUAAACUUGAUUUGCAUUAUUGUUUUUAAACGGAACUUCAAUUACUUCGCAAACAAAUAAACGAAAUUACUGUUUAAAAAAAGACCGAAAACUUUCCGGUCAGGUUUUUUCGUAUUGAUGUAAGAAACACAAACCCCUGACUGGUCGAUUUUAGUAUAUAGGGGGCGACUUUUUUCUAUUUGUAGCAUCGGCACUUCAACAGUCGGGCAGUGGGUUAAACAACCCCUAAUUUUAUGGAAAAUUCGGCAAUAAGACUAUUCAUUGAGUUACUUUUGAUUUUAACGUACUGUAGCUUUGAAAAAAACUUUUUUUUUAUUAUUGAGUGUGACACUUUAUUUGAAAGCUAAUUUUAUUACUAAUUCAAUGCACCACAUAAUAUUAAUUUAUAUAUCUCCUUAUUGAACUUGCAACAGUCUGAAAAUUAGUCAUUGUUUGCAUUAUUUCUGACUGCUCGAUGCGCGAUGGUGUAAUAUAAAAAAAGUUUCCCCCUCAUAAAUACAAAAUAACCAAGUGAAAAGUUUUUUGUGACCCACCCUAUAUAGAUAGUACGAGUACAGUUUGUCAUGACUCGCCUUGUAUUUAAAAAAGUGAUUGUAUUCUUGUAUAUGGAUUCUUGUAAUGGUCACGAUAAUGUUUUGAAACUACUUUAUAAAGAAUAACUGUGGACAAUAAUUUGGAUAAUUUCAAGACAUUCUGAAUGACAUAACAUUUUUAUAGCUAGGUAAUACAUUUUUAUUAUACAGAUUCGUAAAUUGAAACGCGGGCCAUCCAAACCAAAUAGAUAAUGCGCUGCUCAGUGGUCUUUGUUUGUUUCAUGUGUGGUCGUAUUAUACCUUCUUCAAUUCAUUGUAAAAUAAAGGAUCCGCUUUCAGCUUUCCGUAUCUGUAUUCGACUGUUAACUCUGUUUUUUUUUUCAAUAUAUCUUAAUGCACAAAAAAUGUUACCUAACACCUGACAUAUUAAUUCAAAAGAGGAUUUAGCAAUUACACUUUAGCGUUUUAUGUUUAAUAAUCAAUUAAGCUGUGCCAAUUUUUUAUAGGAAACGUUGUAAAUGUUUAAAAAUAUAUCAAAGAAACUAUUUCAUUAAGAGUAAAAUUAAGUAAUUGUGUACAUAAUUUAAAUUCUUGAACAUUUUCUAUUAAUCAGGGAAUAAAAUAAUUUAGUGAAUAUUGUUUUGAUUCAUUUUUAAUUGCCAUAUAAUUUC